Molecule: messenger RNA, 837 nt
Organism: Coffea eugenioides
Lineage: Eukaryota; Viridiplantae; Streptophyta; Magnoliopsida; Gentianales; Rubiaceae
Product: premnaspirodiene oxygenase-like
Exons: 2
Coding region: 1-837 (278 amino acids)
Molecular function (GO): oxidoreductase activity, acting on paired donors, with incorporation or reduction of molecular oxygen; monooxygenase activity; iron ion binding
Source: RefSeq, a predicted model, not a curated record
AUGCACCAAAAGAUUGAUAAAAUUUUCGACAACAUAAUUGCUGAGCGUGUUGAUAACUUAGCAAGAACGAGAAAGGGCAUGGGAGAAUCCAGCGAUGAAGAUCUAAGUGAUGUUCUACUAAGAGUAAAAGAAAGUGGUGAUCUUCAAAUUCCAAUCACCAACAACAAUAUCAAAGCUGUUCUGAUUGACUUGUUUACAGGUGGCCUUGCAAAUGUACCCGCAGCUGUUGAAUGGGCGAUGGCUGAGAUGAUCAGAAAUCCAUAUGUGAUGGCCAAGGCACAGAUUGAAAUAAGGGGAGCCUUUAUAGGAAAGAAAACAACAAUUGAAGAAACUGAUGUUCAAGACUUGGAGUACCUGAAGUUGGUCGUUAAAGAAACUCUAAGGCUACACCCUCCUGCUGCACUUUUACUCCCUAGAGAAUGUAGGGAGCAAUGUGAAAUAGACGGAUAUAUAAUCCCCAUCAAGACCAGAGUUAUAGUUAAUGUCUGGGCAAUAGGAAGGGACCCUGAGUAUUGGGAUGAUCCAGAGAGUUUUAGACCCGAGAGAUUCGAAAACAGCUCCAUUGAUUUCACUGGAACUCACUUUGAGUAUCUCCCUUUUGGUGCAGGAAGGAGGAUGUGCCCAGGAAUUUCAUUUGCUAUGCCUAAUAUUGAGCUUCCAUUAGCUCUUUUGCUCUAUCAUUUUGACUGGAAACUCCCAACUAGCCUCCAUUCCAAUGGUUUAGACAUGAGCGAGGCAGUUGGAUUUUCUGCAAGAAGAAAACAGCACCUUUGCUUGCUGGCCUCUUUGUGUGAUCCUGCCCACGAUAUCGCAUGCCAGACCCCAGUAACAGAUUAA